This is a messenger RNA of Euleptes europaea (tarantolino), 1037 nucleotides long. RefSeq names its product annexin A1 (gene ANXA1). NCBI's taxonomy places the organism in Eukaryota, Metazoa, Chordata, Lepidosauria, Squamata, Sphaerodactylidae. Gene Ontology annotation, biological process: response to interleukin-1; gliogenesis; actin cytoskeleton organization. Bases 1 to 1026 code for a protein of 341 amino acids. Gene Ontology annotation, molecular function: cadherin binding involved in cell-cell adhesion; phospholipase A2 inhibitor activity; calcium ion binding. The transcript is spliced from 12 exons. The record is from RefSeq and is a predicted model, not a curated record. Gene Ontology annotation, cellular component: plasma membrane; cytoplasm.
AUGGCUUUUGUAAAAGAAUUUCUGAAGCAGGCCUAUUUCAUUGACAACGAGGAAUCACAAUGUGUUAAAAAUGCUAAAGGUGGUUCAGCAGUCCAUGCCUACCCAAACUUCAAUCCUUCAGAUGAUUGUGAGGCACUGCACAAAGCCAUAACUGUUAAAGGAGUUGAUGAAAAAACCAUCAUUGAUAUAAUCACCAAAAGAACUAAUGCCCAGCGCCAGAAGAUCAAAGAGACCUGCCUGCAGCUAAAUGGAAAGCCUCUGGAAGAGAGUCUGAAAAAGGCACUUAAAGACCCCUUAGAAGGGGUUGUUCUGGCAUUGCUGAAAACUCCAGCCCAGUAUGAUGCUGAGCAGCUCAGGGCUUCCAUGAAGGGGCUUGGAACGGAUGAAGACACUUUAAUUGAGAUUUUGGUAACAAGGACUAACAAAGAAAUCAGAGAAAUUGGCCGAGUAUAUAAUGAAGUUUAUAAGAGAGAUCUUGCCAAAGACAUUGUCUCAGAUACUUCAGGAGACUUUCAGAAAGCUUUGCUUGCCCUUCUAAAGGCUGAUCGUGAUGAAAAUCCUCAUGUGAAUGAUGAGUUGGCAGAUAAUGAUGCAAGGGCCUUGUAUGAAGCUGGAGAGAGAAGAAAAGGAACAAGUGUUGAUGUUUUCAUUGACAUCCUCACUACAAGAAGUUACCCAUGUCUCCGGAGAGUUUUUCAGAAAUACACUAAUUAUAGCAAACAUGACAUGAACAAGGUUCUGGACCUAGAACUGAAAGGAGACAUUGAGAACUGCCUGACAGCAAUUGUGAAAGCUGCCACAAGCAAACCAGCUUUCUUUGCUGAAAAACUCCACCUUGCAAUGAAGGGUUCUGGAUGUCACACCAAAACUCUGAACAGGAUCAUGGUCUCACGGUCUGAGGUUGACAUGAAUGAGAUCAAACACUUUUACAACAAGCAGUAUGGGAAAUCCCUAAGCCAGGCCAUUUUGGAUGAAACAAAAGGCGACUAUGAAUCCAUUCUCGUGGCUCUGUGUCGUGAGGACUGAUGAGUACCACA